This is a messenger RNA of Phlebotomus papatasi, 1427 nucleotides long. RefSeq names its product mannose-1-phosphate guanyltransferase alpha-A (gene Gmppa). Lineage: Eukaryota; Metazoa; Arthropoda; Insecta; Diptera; Psychodidae. The coding region runs from base 90 to 1373 and encodes 427 amino acids. Gene Ontology annotation, cellular component: cytoplasm. Gene Ontology annotation, biological process: biosynthetic process. The record is from RefSeq and is a predicted model, not a curated record. The transcript has 2 exons.
UGGUUAAAGGGAAAUCAUAUGUUUUUGACAUUCAAUUGUUGAUGACGUUGUAUUUGUGUGAAAAUCUUGUGAAAAUCCUGUGAAAAACUAUGUUAAAAGCUGUAAUAUUAAUUGGUGGUCCUCAGAAGGGAACAAGGUUCCGGCCUCUUUCACUGGAUGUGCCGAAACCUUUAUUUCCCAUCGUUGGUCGCCCAAUAAUUCAGCAUCACAUUGAAGCUUGUCUCUCCAUGAAGGACGUCAAGGAGAUCCUCAUCAUUGGAUACUAUCCCACCGCUCAGAUGUCUCACUUCAUUAGUGACAUGCAGAAUCUCUAUGACAUCAACAUCCGCUACCUCCAAGAGUUUACAGCUCUUGGAACUGCCGGUGGAAUGUAUCAUUUCCGCGACCAAAUUCGCGCUGGGAAUCCAUCAGCAUUCUUCGUCCUGAACGGCGAUGUCUGUGCUGAUUUCCCUCUGCAGGAACUCUAUGACUUCCACAAGAGCCGAGGAGCCGAUGCUGUUAUCAGCAUCAUGAGCACAGAAGCCACAAAGCAACAGAGUUUGCACUAUGGAUGUCUUGUGCUGGACAAAGUGACCGGCGUAGUUAAUCAUUAUGUGGAGAAACCCAGUUCAUUUAUCUCAUCAUUCAUCAAUUGUGGCGUCUAUGUCUGCACAACUGAUGUCUUUCCCCUUAUGGCCACAAUCUUCCACUCCAAGCAGCAAGAUUAUGCUGGAUUGAAUAACGGAGCAAGCAAGGAUCAGGGUCAUAUUCAGUGGGAACAGGAAAUCCUAACACCCCUUGCAGGGACUGGAAAGUUAUUUGCGCUACCAGUGACUAACUGGUGGUCACAAAUUAAGACUGCUGGAUCAGCCAUUUACGCCAAUCGACACUACCUGGAACUGUACAGAAACACGCGACCCGACCGUUUGGCCAAUAGUGACUUGAAGUCGGUCAACGGAAGCAUUUGUUGCACCAUCUAUCCCGAUGUCUACAUCCACCCAAGUGCCUCUGUGCAUCCUGAUGCCACUCUAGGCCCAAAUGUCUCUAUCGGGGCUGGAGUGACAAUUGGAGCUGGGGUACGAAUUCGCGAAUCCAUCAUUCUAGAUAAUGCUGUGGUAAAUGAUCAUACGCUCAUUCUGCACAGUAUCGUUGGUAGGGGAUCUGUGGUGGGAGCUUGGGCAAGGGUUGAGGGCACUCCAUCUGACCCUGAUCCCAAUAAACCCUUUGCAAAAAUGGACAAUUUGCCGCUGUUCAACAACGACGGUCGCUUGAAUCCGUCAAUCACGAUUCUCGGAUGCUGUGUGACCGUUCCUGCGGAGAUGAUCCUACUGAAUUCAAUCGUUUUGCCGCACAAAGAACUCAACAGAAGCUUCAAGAAUGAAAUAAUUUUGUAAUGGAUGACUUUUUAAAAGUGACUAUGCCAAAUAAAACAGCUAUUUUCCUUAUAA